Messenger RNA from Asterias rubens (European starfish), 1507 nucleotides. RefSeq lists its product as uncharacterized. Lineage: Eukaryota; Metazoa; Echinodermata; Asteroidea; Forcipulatida; Asteriidae. The record is from RefSeq and is a predicted model, not a curated record. The coding region runs from base 127 to 1047 and encodes 306 amino acids. The transcript is spliced from 3 exons.
UUGAUAGCUAGCUUGUGUUUAUUUUUAAUAUUGUUUUUCAGUAUCGAUGCCACAGUUGAACCCCAAAGUGGAAAAAUAUUGGGACGCCUUGUCAACCAUGGAGAGGGCAGAGAAAUUAAUGCAAGAAUGAAAGUUGUAAUGGAUGGUGACACACCAGUACUUUGCCUUCUCUCAAUCAAACCUAUAUUGAGGGGUUCUGAGAUUCUGUACCACUAUGGUGUAGAUAAGCUUCCUUGGAAAAAUAAAAAGGAUUUACAAGCAAGUGUUGAACAAUUGCAAGAUGGCCUCUCCCAGGAAGUGGAAGAGUUGCCUACUGCAGUUGAUGACAAUUUUAUGUUGAGCAAUGAUGCAGGCAGAAGUGAGACUCAAGACAAUUGUCUGGUGGGGAGUCAUGCAGAUUCCUUAAUCAAAGAUUUACAAACAAGUGUUGAAGAAUUGCAAGAUGGCCUCUCCCAGGAAGUGGAUGAGUUGCCUACUGCAGUUGAUGACAAUAUGUUGAGCAAUGAUGCAGGCAGAAGUGAGACUCAAGACAAUUGUCUGGUGGGAAGUCAUGCAGAUUCCUUUGUCAAAAUAGAUUCAAAAAGGGAUAAUCUUGCUACUGGUAAGGAACCACCUGUUGCAUGUGCAGAUUAUCAAUUUAAUGAAAGUAAUAGGCCAUCUCAGGUAGAGUUAAUUGUCAGUGUCAAUGGUGAAAAUGUAUGUGUCCAGGGAUUGCUCACCAGUGAUGGCAUUAUAGAGCAUCCAUUUGAAGGAAGAGAUGAAAGGAGUGGUGUUGUAGUCUCUUUUGAAGAGGAUAUUGGCAAAUUUGACCAACCAAUUGCAAAUGAAGAUAAGAUAGGUGUAAAUGCUAAGAUGUCUGAAGAAUCAGAUGAUAGUUAUUAUGAGCCAUCUUCAAGUGAAGAUGACUUUUCAGAGAGUGAAUAUUCAGAUGCAAGAUCCAGUGAAACUGAAGAUGAGGUUGUUGGAAAUAAGCGUAAACAAAACAAUGAUGAAGGACUAUCAAAAAAAAAAAAAAAAGGGCACAGAGGAAAAGCAAGAGAAGACUAAAACAACUUGGAUUGUGUCUUCAUCUCGCACAUCUAAAACAGGUGAAAGAGUAUGGGACAAAAGACACUUCUGUUUCUAUUGUGAAAGACCCUUCAAAAAGAUUAGUGAACAUUGGGAUGACAUGCACUCAGAAGAAUCAGAAGUAAGUGAAAUUUUUGCAUUGGAAAAAAAAAGCAAAGCAAGAAGAGACUUAAUAGCCAAUUGAGGAAGGCUGGUGAUUAUGAGCACAACAAAAGGGUGUUAGAGGGCAAUGAAAAAGGUGAACUUAUUGUUCACAAGCGCCCUAAAUAUGGAGACAAACACACAUUUAACCAGUACAUGUUUUGCUCAGAUUGCCGGGGCUUGUACAAGAAGACCGCUUUGUACAGACACAAGAAACAAUGUCCAAGCCACAAACCAAACAAAAAGAGGUCAAGACAUUUGAGAGCAGGUGCAGCGCUGAUGCCUACUUCAACAAACA